Molecule: messenger RNA, 2050 nt
Organism: Amoebophrya sp. A120
Lineage: Eukaryota; Dinophyceae; Syndiniales; Amoebophryaceae
Source: the annotation of a GenBank genome assembly
GUUUGGCUAGCGAAAAGUGAGUGACAGGACUGACAGGAUGCGCAUAAUUUCUGCUCCCUGGUCUCUUUAAAUUACAGAACCAAGGAAAGUCUACUUGCCCUAUCCGUAAGAAGAUGGGCGCACGGCAUCGCAAGUUGCUGCAGACGGGGUCGUUGGGAAAAACUCAAGCUACGGGAGGUUCGCAGAAACCAGCCGCGGUGAAGACGGAGGUUUCCGAGCCCGACGGAAAUGAUGGUGUUGACAACUCUGCGGCUGGUGCUCCCCCAGAGGCUUCCGUUGACAGUGGAGAAACAAAAGACGACGCAGCAAAGCCGGGCGGCAAAGCGACGACAGCGAGCGGAAAAGAAAAGCAAGAGUGCAACGGCGACGCUGAUCAAAAAAAGAAGAAGACGGUUAAAAGGCAGGCGGCCUGUCCGCUGCUGGAUGAGCAGAGGUUGAAAUUACGGGAGUACCACCGUCGUUGGACACCGGGCACGUACCACCCACAAUGGACUGAUCAAUGCAUGUAAGUACAAUUCAACCUUUACUGUGGCGUUGAACAUAGAGAAGGUAAUGCUGCGUCACUUGCGCGGCUGGCAGCGAUGGUUUCUUAUUCUUCCCCAUCGAAGUCGACAUGAAUGUAUUAAGAAAACACGAACACAAACAGCCUCGAGAUUCCGAUAGGGGAGAGUGGAGAUUGGGAGCUGAAAAUACCGAUGCCGUUUAACGGCUUCGUAGCCGCUAUCAAAUGUAAAAAUGUCUGGGUCUGGAAGAAUGCAACUUGUCAUGCUAAAUCUGAAGCAUGCAAAAAUCUGUGUUGCAUGAUUACCAAAAGUCGCCCAGUUUUGACCAAGUCGCGAGGGAGUUUCUCAUGCAGGAUAGGCAUGAGAGAGAUCGCGCAGAAUCUGUCAGGCUAGGUCCUGCAUACCAGACCUCAUGGGUCAUGGAAAAGCUGCAUGACAAGUCGCGCAUUCCUCCAGACCCAGACAUUUUUACAUUUGAUAGCCGCAGCCCUGACUGUUGCGGGCAUCUUCUUUUACACAUGGUACGUAUGGCGAUGUACCUGUAUUUUUUUUUCGCGCGCGGCCGACAUCAUUGAUACAUGGAAACGUUCAAUCUACAAGGCACUAAUGUUCCGGAGAACAAUCAAAGAAACAUCAAUGUCAAUCAGGUAUUUCGAGGACAUCUGGUACGGCGGUGGUGCUUUCAUUGCUCAUUUUGCGUUUUUCCCCUAUUUCGAUGGAGAACCGUCGGAACACCAGCGGAAGCUUGGGUGGGACUACUAUUACAAGAGGAACCCCAAGGAGAUGCCGAAAGACUGGGAGUUCUCCGUGGACAGCGACGUGGAAAUGGAAGUUAAGACUGAUGAGGACAAGGAAAAGAAGGAAAAAGAUAAAAAGCCGACUGCCCUCGCCAUUGAGAACAAGGAGGGCGAUGGCCCUGGGUCUGCGGGAGAAACCGAAGGAGAGGCGGAUAAAAAGACGGGCAACGAGCUGUCCGACGAGAAGGAGAUUGAAAAUGAAAGCGAAGAAGCAGAAGCAACUGAAAAUGAUAGCAGCAGUGAGCAGGAAGAGCAGGGCGACGGCAGUACGGAUGAGGGCGCUGCUGGCGGUGACGUGGAAAGCGUCACAAUGGCUUCGGAAACUGGCUUGGAAGUAAGCAAGGGGGAGGAAGAGGACAAAGACGCCGAAGUGACUUUGCGGGAGCGAAAUGUGGCCGGGGUGACGAACGCUACGCUGUUGGAGUCGGAAUGAAAGGAGAGCAGUGCUCCGUGGUCUUUGUAGUGGUCGUGUCUUUCUAUUGGUGAGUAAACAGUAACAGUAACAGUAAAAGUUCUACGAGUGACUUAGAAAGCUGAAGAAAUAAAGGUCUUUAUCGAGGUACUGCUGCUGCAAAAGCAAUCAGGAUUUUUGUAGAUGGUCCGUGAAAUAAUCAAAUAAAAGUAGAGGGUUUGUCUUGAAAUGUAGAGUGCUCUAGUAGAGCUAUUGAAAAACCAACGCCACGAGUUUUAGUACGUGUCAUCAUGAGCGACGUGCACAAUCAAUAAUUGCAAUGCGCGACAAACCGACCC